AUGAUGAGCUCCGACGAAUCGUCUGAGCUAUCAUCGGUUCCGUCUGAUAAUGAUUGCGAUCUCCAUCUGAGCAAAAAAGACGGAAUACUUAAGUUCUUUACAAAACAAGAUACAGUAUCUACUUUCUCCGAAUCUGAGGCCUCCCCGCCACGAUCAAAACGAAGCCCCUCACCACCUCACGAUUACAUACUUGGAGAUAAUCCUGACAUUGCUUUUAUUGUGAUGUUUCGAAGUCGAUUCACAGAAGCUUUCCCAAAAUCACUAGUUAAUUUUGGUCCGCAAGAGCUCGAACAAGAUAUUUCUAGCCCAGUACUUGGAGAUAGUGUUGAAAGCUUCUUGUGUGCAUUGCUGGGCUUACUGCUGAACAGGAAGCAAGAUGUCAAGCCUGGUCAUUAUCAGAGAGCUCUUGAGGAAGCUAUUCAAACACACAAAUCUCAAUGGGCAAAAGACUGGGAAGGUAAAUCACCUUUGGCAGGCGGCGUAACUUUUGUAUCAAUGACUACCAUUCAACGGCUCACUCUUCUUCGAAUUCUUAUUCUCUGGGCUCUCUCUUCAUCCGAGGUAGUGAAGGGAAUUAUACAGUCCUCCUACAAGCAAAAUCGACAAGAAGACGAUCUCAAUCAGGCACUUUCUGUUCAGCCGUGGGGCUGCGAUAGUGAAAAACGUCGCUAUUAUCUCAUCGAAGGACUAGAUGACACUCAGUUUCGAGUAUACAGGGAGAGUAAUUACAAAAAUCUAAAGCGCACGUGGUGGAGCGUCGCAAGUAAUAUUGAUGAGCUAAAAGCACUCGGAGAAAAGCUUCGAUUGCACGAUGAUGGCCAGAAAGCAAGACUUUUGAGUGGCCGUAUACUAGCUGCCAUUCCAAGGUUUGAAACUGCAGAAGAAAAACGUAAACGGCGGGAACAUCGGACAACGCGAAAACAGCAAACUAGACGUCCAGAAUUCAAUUAUUCGCUAUACGAGGGACGAACACGAGGAAAACGGAUUAAGUACACAUUCUCAGAUGAGGAUGAUGAAAAUUCAAAUAUAUUCACCACAUCUCGUCGAUCGACAAGGAAUGAAGUACCUACAUCAUCAGACCAAAAUGGUCACACCGUAACUCAGAGUGGAAGACAAGUUAGGUCUCGACAAGGUGGAACGUAUGGUGAAAGUGUAGUCAAUAGCAAUCGUGCUACAGCCACUGGGAUCGAAGGAGAAGCAUCCAAAAGCAUUUCCUCUAACCCCGAUGAGUCGACAAAUAACAACAGUAUAACCACUGUUACACAAAUGAGCGAUGUCGAAGAAGACCAGGACACAGAAGAACAAGGCUACGAUGAAUAUGAUGAAUAUGACGAUGAAGAAAAUAAGGAAGAUGAGAUACUUCAAGAUAGUUAUCUUGAUGAUAUCCCUACCGAAGAUGAAAAAAAGGAACUAAAGUCAAGGGAGCUACUCGCAAAAAAUCCGGCCCACAAGUCAAUAACCGAGCGAAAAACGUUGAUCAAGUUACGAAUAAGUCCUGCAAAAGAGAAUAAUAAUACCAAUAGUAACCUGGCAUUUAAUUACACAAGUAGUGAUAAAAAGACGGUUAAUAACCCUGAAGAAAAAGAGGACCAGGUUCUAUUCUCAUCGAAGUCUACCCUAAAUUCUAUUAAUCCUGUUUCCGCAUAA
Blumeria graminis f. sp. triticale is the source of this 1647-nucleotide messenger RNA. The record is from the annotation of a GenBank genome assembly. Lineage: Eukaryota; Fungi; Ascomycota; Leotiomycetes; Helotiales; Erysiphaceae.